AUGGAUUCAUCAAGGUCUUCACUUUGCAACCAGGCGGCCCAGUUUUCCUUGGCCGCUCCCCCACCGCCACGGACACCAAGGAGUACCUCGCCACAAACGCCAAGUCAGAGCGUCGACCACUCGACGGCUUAUCGCAAAUUUCUGCUGGAGAAGCGUAAAAGUUUUCGGCAACGCGGGAGCUUGGGCCCCACCAUCGCGUCCGCCCCAUCGGUUGAGCACGAGGAAUACCGUACCCGGCCAUGCAACGACGAGGCUGGUAAAAAUGGGAAAAGCUUCGACUUUGGCGGCAACGUACAUCACUCGAGCUCUGCGUCAGAAAGCAACGCUUUUGUAAAGGUUGGUGUUUAUCCA
Molecule: messenger RNA, 351 nt
Organism: Mesorhabditis spiculigera
Lineage: Eukaryota; Metazoa; Nematoda; Chromadorea; Rhabditida; Rhabditidae
Source: the annotation of a GenBank genome assembly